UCGUACUCAUGGGGUAAAGCACCAUGUUGGAGCAGUUGUUACAAUGUAAUAGCCUGUUGCAUAAAGACUGUACAUGUUACCACAUGCAGCUGACAAUUAACUUGUGGCCUGUAGCAGUUUGCCUUCAGCACAGAGUAAUAAGGUGUAUUUACAGGAGUAAAAAGAGAGGACAGAAGAAAAUUAACUGACUUUUUCCAGGGAAAAGUGUUUUUCAUGGUUGAGGGUCCUCCUUUUGUUCAUAAAGAAACUACACUAGUGUGAAAUGUUUUGAGCCAUGUGAUUUUACACGGCAAUAAUGCAAGGUAAUUUAAAAAUCUGUGGUAUUUUAUUAUUGAAUGACAGAAGUCUUGAGUUAUAAAGGUGAAUAUGCCGCCUGUCAUUUACAGUAGCCUGGCUCCCUGCUCUUUGGCUCUGCGAUGCUGAAUCUGUUAGGUUACCUCUUCAGCACUUCUCCCCGGAGGGACGAUGAGACACCUGUCACACGCUGCUGCCUGCUUUCCUGUCUGCUGCAGAGAGAACCCUCCAAGCUCCUCUCUGCGUCUACAAAGUCAUGGAAAUCAGAGGCGUUUUGCUUUGGCUGUGUGGAUUUGUUUGUGUUUUCAGAUUUCUUCAAGCAGAAUCCACCUGUAAGCUGAAGGCCAAGUUCAACCUGAACAGCUACAAGGAUGUGAUAAAGAAGAAGGUAGUUAUCGGCGGGAUGUUUUCUGUCCACAAUCAGCUCGCUUCUACUGAUGGGAACACGUCAAGGGUGCCGGUUUCCUCCGGGUGUGAGGGAUUUAAUUUCCGCACUUUCCGCUGGACCCAGACCAUGCUGUUUGCCAUCGCUGAAAUUAACGAGAGGAAGGACUUGCUACCCGACACUGACCUGGGUUAUGUCAUUUAUGACUCGUGCUACACCAUCUCCAAGGCUGUGGAGGGAACCCUGACCUACCUGACGGGCCAAGAUGAAGCCGUGCCCAACUACCGCUGUGGCAAUGGGCCGCCUCUUGCUGCUCUGGUGGGGGCUGGGGGCACUGAUCUGUCCAUCGCUACGGCUAGGAUACUGGGCCUUUAUCACUUUCCACAGGUCAGCUACUUUUCAACAUGUUCUGCCCUGAAAAAUAAGUUCCAGUUCCCCACCUUCUUAAGGACCAUCCCUAAUGACAAGCACCAGUCUACAGCCAUGGCCCAGUUGGUGCUCCACUUCGGCUGGACAUGGGUGGGCAUCAUAGCUGCUGAUGAUGACUAUGGCAAGUAUGGCAUUAAAGACUUCAAGGAACAGGUGGAGGAGGCCGGUGUCUGCAUCUCCUUCUCCGAGACCCUACCCAAGGGGAGCUCCCCAGAGGCCAUCCAGAGUAUUGUUCAGACUGUGAUCGGGUCCACAGCCAAGAUCAUCGUGGUCUUCUCGUCAGAUGUGGACCUCAGCCCUCUCAUCACUGAGCUCCUCCACCACAACGUGACCAACCGAACCUGGAUUGCCAGCGAGGCCUGGGUCACCUCUGCCCUCAUCAAUCAACCCGAGGUGAACUCGCUCCUGGCUGGCACCCUGGGUUUUGGGGUGAAGAGGGCUGACAUCCCUGGUCUCCAGCGCCAUCUACUGGAUCUGGACCCCUAUGCUGAUCCGCUCACUGAGGAAUUCUGGGAAACGCUGUUUAACUGCACAUUGGACUAUGGCAAAGCCCUGAGAAUGGCCAAGGAGAGGGCCGGCGGGGUGAACAGCACGCUGUCCAGAGCAGUGAGGGGGUUACCUGAAGGCCUGUGCAGCGGGAGCGAGUCUCUCGCACAGCUCAAUAACACCUACUCUGAUGUCUCUCAGCUACGGAUUACUUACAGUGUCUACAAAGCAGUGUACGCCGUGGCUAAUGCCCUGCACAACCUGGAGCAUUGUGAACCAGGGAAAGGGCCCUUUGUUGGGAAAAGCUGUGCCGACAUCACCAACUUUGAGCCUUGGCAGCUUAUGUAUUACCUGAAGAAUGUGCGCUUCAAAGUUCCCACCACAGAGGAGGAGAUCUUCUUCAAUGACGGGGACAUAGAGGGCUACUAUGACCUCAUUAACUGGCAGGCCAGUGGUGAAGGGGAGAUCUCCUAUGUGACUGUGGGAGACUACAGUGGAUCUGCAUCCCAGGCGUACAGACUGAACCUGAUGAACGGCUCCAUCGUUUGGAACAGUGGAGAGCCGCAGCCUCCACGGUCGGUGUGCAGCGAGAACUGUCAGCCCGGGACCAGGAAGGGGAUUCGGCAAGGGGAGCCUGUGUGCUGCUUCGACUGUAUCCCGUGUGCAGACGGAGAAAUCAGUAACACAACCAAUGCGCGUGAGUGCAUCCUGUGCAGCGGAGAUUACUGGUCCAAUGAUGCUCAUGAUGCCUGUGUGCCAAAAAUCAUCGAGUUCCUGGCCUUUGGAGAGCCACUGGGAAUCACGCUCAUCGUCAUCUCUGCCUUUGGAGCUUUAGUAACAAUUGGUGUUGGGGUGGUGUUUGUUGUGUACAUAGGUACCCCUCUGGCCAAAGCCAACGAUGCUCUGCUGAGUUUCACAUUGCUCCUCUCCCUCGUGGUGACCUUCCUCUGCUCCAUCGUAUUCCUGGGGGAGCCGCAGCCUUGGAGCUGCAUGACCAGCCAAGUGGCUUUAGCUCUGGGCUUCGCUCUCUGCCUGUCCUCCAUCAUGGGUAAGGCGGCGCUGUUGAUGCUCAGAGCUCGGGCCCUGAAAGCAGCCCGCGUCAAAGCCAAAGCAGCUGCCAAAGCUGCAAAAGCUGCAGCUGAAGCAGCAGCGAACAGCGGCAGUCCUGACGUGAUUGUAACCACCGUAAACAGCGAUCCCGGCACCUGUCCUGAUCCUGAGGUGGACGGUGUCACCUGUGCCCAGCAGAGGACAAUAGCUGCUGUGGCAACAAUAAUACAGGCUGUAGCAUGCACCGUGUGGCUCAUCAUCCUCCCCCCACACCCAGUCAAGAACACCUCGGCCCAGAAUAUAAAGAUCAUUCUUGAGUGUGACGAAGGCUCUGUGGUCUUCAUCUGUUGCAUCUUUGGAUAUGACAUCCUUCUGGCUCUGCUGGCGUUCGUCUUCGCCUUCAUUGCCCGCAAACUGGAGGACAACUUCAGUGAGGCAAAGUCUAUGACCUUCGGCAUGCUGGUCUUCUUCAUCGUUUGGAUCUCCUUCGUCCCCGCUUACCUCAGCACGCGUGGGAAGUUCAUGGUUGCUGUCCAGAUUUUUGCCAUCCUGGCUUCCAGCUUCGGUCUGCUUGCCUGCAUCUUCCUCCCCAAGUGCUACGUUCUUUUGAUCAAACCUGAACGCAACAAAGAAGAGCUGAUGAAGCCCCGUCCCAAACCCCGGGACGGUUCCUCCACUGGCACUUCAGCCUCUCUCGCUACAGCUGCUACAGUAGUCAACGCAUCAAUCGCAUCCACUGCUAUUGAUUAAAAAAGCUGAAAUCGUCCACAAAAGAGAAAAUAGCAUAGUUUUGGCACCGAUUCAGAGAACAAUUGACCCAACAAUUCAGAUAUUCCUUGUGUUGUUACUCAAUUUACCAUUUUUUUUAGUCUAUAAUUAACAAAUAAAUCGUAUGACACACAAAAUGUAGAUUUAUUUGACAGAUAGUUUGCAGUAGGGAUGAUUUUAGAGAGCAAGAAAAUAAAACUUUGCCCCAAAAAUGAUUAGAUAUCUCAAAUAUAUCUUCAAAAGGUCAACUUUUUCAAAAGAUAAUUUCAAUGUCCAAGUAAAUGCAGGAUAUCGCUGCUUUCACUUGCUUUAAUGUGUGUGUCUCAAUCCAAUUUAAACACAUGAAACAUUUUUCUGAAUUUUACUGUCAAAGCUGCGGGCGUUUAACUGUAGUUAUCUAAUUCAAACAAAAGCCAAUGUUUACCUCAGAUACAUUACUGCUGCAUCUUUCAUUUUGAGCCUUUUUUUAAUUUGCAAACAUUUUUCUUAUGUUGUUUCAUACAAGUUAUAAGCUUUAUUUGUAUGAAGGUUUUCCAUUUAAAGCUUCUUUUUAUCAUUAAAGCUUGUGAAUGUGACAUGAAUAAAUGUGACUUUGUUGACAUUAGCCAAUAAACUAAUA
This is a messenger RNA of Cololabis saira (Pacific saury), 4031 nucleotides long. RefSeq names its product vomeronasal type-2 receptor 1. The transcript has 14 exons. Gene Ontology annotation, molecular function: G protein-coupled receptor activity; olfactory receptor activity. The record is from RefSeq and is a predicted model, not a curated record. Gene Ontology annotation, biological process: G protein-coupled receptor signaling pathway. Lineage: Eukaryota; Metazoa; Chordata; Actinopteri; Beloniformes; Belonidae. Bases 551 to 3394 code for a protein of 947 amino acids. Gene Ontology annotation, cellular component: membrane.